UCAUCUGCUUAGAGUAAAGCUGAUGAUGAGCUCAGUGAGUCAGGGCGUGGCCACAGCGGACCAGUGGACCAGCGGACUUAUAGAUGUGCAGGGUUCUGUUAGCGUCAGUCGAUCCGGUGCUUUGAUGUGACUCUCCCGGUUUCCUGUCCGGCCGGAAGCUAGCAGGCUAACGUUCAUGCUGAACAGAACCGUGUUCGAGUGGGAGGAGCCAUCGGUGAAGAGAGGGCGAGCUAACGCAGCUAGCCGCUAGCAUAGCGGGACUUCCACCGUCAACAUCCGGUCUGGAUAUGAUGUGAGGAUCGUCUCACCCUGAGGGACUCGAACACACGGAGAGACCCACCUGACGUCACCUGACGUAGACCUGACGUACAACUGACGUAGACCUGACGUACAACUGACGUACACCUGACGUACACAUGGGGAACAGCGCGCUGAAGUCUCACCUGGAAACUUCCCAGAAGACCGGAGUGUUUCAACUGACCGGAAAAGGACUGCUGGAGGUCCCUGAGGAGCUGCAGAGACUCACCUCCAACCUGAGGACGGUCGAUUUGUCCGGGAACAAGAUCGAGCUUCUUCCUGUUUCCAUCGGAAACUUCCUGCAGCUGAAGAGUCUGACGCUCAACUGCAACCGCCUGACCACUGUCCCCAGUGAGAUCGGGAAGCUGAAGAAGCUGGAGACCCUGAGUCUCAAUGGGAACCGGAUCCAGCAGCUGCCCCCCACGAUGGGCCAGCUCCGGGCCCUGCGCUCCCUCAGCCUGGCAGGGAACCAGAUCUCAGAGGUUCCCUCUGGACUGGCGACCCUGAGGCAUCUGGACCUGCUAGACCUGUCCCGAAACCAGAUCCACAACGUUCCUGCAGCGGUGUCUGAGCUGCAGGCUAUCGAGAUCAACCUCAACCAGAACCAGAUCUCCAUGGUGUCACCUGAGGUGUCUCUGUGUCCUCGUCUGAAGGUUCUCCGCCUGGAGGAGAACUGUCUGGAGCUGUCCUCCAUCCCUCUCUCCAUCCUGAACGACUCCCAGGUGUCUCUGUUUUCUCUGGAGGGAAACCUGUUCGAAGUCCGGAAUCUCAGAGACCUGGAGGGAUACGACAAGUACAUGGAGCGUUUCACAGCUACUAAGAAGAAGUUCACCUGAUGAUGCUUGUUGACCUCGGUGCUCCACCUGGAGGCGGGGUUAGCCCCCCCACAGCUUCAUCCUCACAGCGCCCCCUGUCUGCAGGACCGCUGAGCUGCUGCUGUGAGGACAUUUCCCCAAUCACAGGUCACAUGGACGAAGAGGAGACAUGUGGGACUAACGAUCCACUCGCUGUGAUCCAAGACAGUUAUUGAGACGUAGGCCAGGAGCUGCAAUUUGAUCACCAAACAAUAAUUUGCUGAUUAAUUGAUUAAUUUUUCCAGAUUAAAUGUCGAGAUUCCAGCUCCUCAUUGUUUCUGUAUCGUCUGUGACAGUCGCUGUUCCUUUAAAUCACAUAUUAAUAAAGUUUUAUGUAUGGAUAUGUAAAUUAGCCCCGCCUCUGUCUCAGCUCCUGGUGACAUAAAGCAACUUGAAAGACUUUAACAUGAACUCACUAAUCCUGUAUGAUUAUCUAUAACUUAUAAAAAAAAUUACUAUGAACCACAUUUUUGAAAUAUUAUAAAUACUAAACAAAAGCCAAAUCAAAUAUAAUAUAUCUUCAUGAGCCCCACCCCCCUGUGAUGUGGCAGACACUUCCUGUAUUUAAAUCCACUGCUUCCUGUACGAGCCGUAGACAAAUAAUAAACCAAGUGUGUGUGUCAACCUGGUA
Messenger RNA from Limanda limanda (common dab), 1782 nucleotides. RefSeq names its product leucine rich repeat containing 57 (gene lrrc57). The record is from RefSeq and is a predicted model, not a curated record. Gene Ontology annotation, molecular function: protein binding. The transcript is spliced from 5 exons. Bases 417 to 1133 code for a protein of 238 amino acids. Lineage: Eukaryota; Metazoa; Chordata; Actinopteri; Pleuronectiformes; Pleuronectidae.